UUGGACAGAAACACAUUUUCACUGGUUGUGUCCUUAACGGUGCUGAAGUUUGGUGGAACAAAUCAGUAAUGUAGGCAAUUUAAAUUGUAAUGCAGUUUAAGUUGGCGACAGUUUAAAUUGUCUACAUUACUGAAUUGGAUACAAACUGUUCCCGAAUUCGGAAAACGUUAAUGAAAACCAGACUCAUCGGCGCCAUGAAGACAUAUUUUAUUCUCCUCUUUUGUAUUCAUGGAGCUUUAUCAGUGAAACAUUCCCUGCGCUACUUCUACACAACCUCUUCAGAAAUCCCAGCCUUCCCUGAGUUUGUGGACAUGGGGAUGGUGAAUGAUCAGGUCAUUAGCCACUAUGACAGCAUCACGAAGAGGAAGGUCCCCAAGCAGAGCUGGAUGGAGACGUUUUUUGACCAGCAGUAUUGGGAUAGCACCACAGAGAACCUGAGAGGUGCAGAGAGCGUUUUCAAAACCAACAUUCAGAUAGCACAGAAGCGUUUCAAUCAAACAGGAGGCAUACACAUUAGCCAGGACAUGUAUGGCUGUUCAUGGGAUGAUGAGACAGGAAUCACAGAAGGGUUUCACCACAUUGGAUAUGAUGGACAAGACCUCCUGACAUUUGACGUGAAGACAGCGACAUGGAUUGCCUCAGUCCCGCAGGCUCUCCACUCCAAAAUGAAGUGGGAAAUGGACCUGUCUAGCAUUGAGAGCAAGAAAAGCUACCUCACCCAGGAUUGCAUUGAGUGGCUGAAGAAGUACCUGGACUAUGGGAAGACUACUCUGCAGAGGACAGUCCCUCCCUCAGUGUCUCUGCUCCAGAAGACCCCCUCCUCUCCAGUGACCUGCCACGCUACAGGUUUCUACCCCAGUGGAGUCAUGGUGUCCUGGCAGAAAGAUGGGCAAGAACAGCAUAAAGAUGUGGAGAAUGGAGAGACUCUCCCGAACGAUGAUGGAACCUUCCAAAGAAGCGCACACCUAACAGUGAUGCCUGAGGAGUGGAAGAACAACCAGUAUCAGUGUGUGGUUCAGGUCACUGGUAUCAAGGAAGACUUCAUCAAGGUUCUGACUGAGUUAGAUAUCCAGACCAACUGGGGUGACCCAGCCCCCAACAUUAUCCUCAUCAUUGGAGGGGUGGUAGCUCUCCUGGUCGUUGUUGUUGUUGGGGUUGUCAUUUGGAAGAAGAAGAGCAAGAAAGGCUUUGUUCCAGCCAGCACUUCUGACAUUAACUCUGAGAACUCUGGGAAAGGUCUCCUGACGAUUUGAGAAACCUCUGCACUUCUGUAACAUCAGAGUAAGUCACUUAAGGAGCUGAAGGUGGUAUUUUUCUUUCUUUUUGGGCGAGUAGGUUCUGUAGAAUAAGUUGGUAAUGGGUCAAGUUAAACAACAACUUUUUUGUGUUUGUGCUUUAUACAUUAUGGAUGCUCUACACAUAAAGCAAUGAUCUACCAAAUCUUAUGCAAGUCACAUAUUCUACAAGUGGAGGAGAGAUUGACUUCAUCACAGCUUUUAUUUAUGAGAGGUACUGACUUGUUGAAUGCACCAAGCUGUCUGUCUAAGCUACUUGCACAUCUCGGACACCAUGCAUACCCCACAACACUGUCUGUGUGGGUGGACCUUUUCAGUUUGUUCGUGAUAUGUACGCUGAGGAACUUAUCUAGAUAAAAAUAGGUUUUGAACAAGUCAUUAUUCCAAAUGGCGUCUUUAUGUGUGAAACAACAAACAACUUCAUAUCAAAUUUUGUAACCCUAAAGACUAAUAGAUCCUAUUCAACUUCUAAUCUCAUUUGAAAAUGGCUUAAUAUGUUUUUCAUAUCCAAUCAUCAGAUGAAAUCAGCUGUCUUUUCAAUAGAAAAUAUCAUGUUUUUCAUUCUUCCUGAGUUGGAAUGUCACAGAAUUUCCUGAUUGUUUUGCGAAAUGCAGAGAAACAAAGUGUCAAGAUGGCUUCUAUAACCUGAGACUAUCUGAUAAACAGGCUAUGGCCUCUGCUUUGUCCUUCUUUCUUCCUGGGGUAUGUGCCAAAUGCCUGUUUUCUGUUGACAAUGACAAUAGCAAAGUCUAUGACAGGGUCAGAUAUUUAUUUUACCACCCAUUGUUUGUUAGGAUUGUGAGUAGGGUAAUCUGAUCCAAGAUUUGUGAUGAGGCAACUUUUAUUUUUUAAUUUUUUAUUAUUAUUAUUUUUUUUGCAUUUUCCCCACUAAUGGUUAAGGGUAGGGGAAGCUGAUCCUAGAUCUGUACCUAGGGGAAACUUUACCAUGGAGCGACAAAGACACCCAAAAGUCAUGUCUCAUCAGGUGAUUCCUCUCAAACAGUGGUGAGAAGAGUUAAUCUACAUAUAGAUGACACUGAUAUUGUUCAUCCUUCACUGUAGGCCUAUUGGACUGAUGGUUUGUCGCUUUUAUGAUUCUUAUCAGGGUUUGAUUUGGUUUUCCCGUCAAAAGUACCAGAACACACUGUGGGAGUGGGCAAGAAUUCAGUAACACAUUUUCAUUGGGGAGAGAAUGAGUGUCCAAAGAUGACUUGGUUGGACUUGUAGGCUUGUUACUGUAGUUAUGGUCAAACAGUUUUCAGCUAGUAUCCACUGGCUUUGUUCUAGUUCUUUCAGUAGCCUAUAAGUCUUAAGGAAACAAAAACCCUUCUUAAAUGAAAAUGUGUCAAUGUAAUAGGCCUACGUCCCACUCGGCAGUAUGGAUAUGAAAACAUCCCCAUGUGUCGGCCAUCUUAUGAUUGAGGAUAGAUAGACACAAGAUGGCUGCAUACUGAGGCUCUUACAUGAAAGGAUGUGGUAUUUAUCUCAACACUGUUUGACACCACCUUCCUCUGUGUGUGUAUGUGUGCACGCGCUGCUCGUGUGUGUGCACAGUACUUUGAUUGCAUUUCUAUGCUGUAUUAUUUUAUUGCUGUGUUUUUCAAUGUGAUAUAAAACAAUUUAAUAUCACAUGGAGCUAGAUCCAACAUGAUGCACCUCCUUCAAUGGGUCACAUCCAGUACGCCAAAUAAAGCUCUGACCUUAACCUGAGAUGCAUGUAGCUCUGUUAUGCCAUUCUCAUAUUGAUGCAUUGUUACAUUUACAUUUAAGUCAUUUAGCAUUGUUCCACCUCUUUCACAUCAAAGUGAUCCUCCUCCCAUGUUAUUGAUUUGAGUCAAGGCCAUUGUCAGAACUAAACUUACAGCAUCAAGUUGUUGCAAGACCUUCCUGUAUUUAGGCCUACCACAAUACACUUGCAGGUUAUCUAAACUGGCUUGUCUUAAAUGAGAAAUACAGUACUUUAUUGUCAAUUGUCACAACGACACUGAUACUGUAUGUGUCCCCCCUUUAUUCCAAUUCAUCUGAUAUAUAUAUAUAUAUAUAUAUAUAUACAAAAGAAUGACCUUUCAACACAAAGUAGUGAAUUUCAGUGAUGGGGAAACUGCAACUACAUGAACCUGACAAAGAUCAAGAUUGCUUCUCAUUCACAAGUCUGGUUAUAAUACAGGGUCUUUCUAUAGGGUGUAAGGACCUCUCAGUGAGGUGGUGAUCUCUUACUGUAUGUUUCUGUUUUAAGACCAUGUGUCUAUCAUAGACUUGGUAUAAUUACAUUAUGACUGUUAGACCAUUUUCUUCUGUUUCAGAUUAAAUACAGUUUUCAAUUA
This is a messenger RNA of Oncorhynchus keta (chum salmon), 3619 nucleotides long. RefSeq names its product class I histocompatibility antigen, F10 alpha chain-like. The record is from RefSeq and is a predicted model, not a curated record. Gene Ontology annotation, biological process: immune response. Gene Ontology annotation, cellular component: external side of plasma membrane. Lineage: Eukaryota; Metazoa; Chordata; Actinopteri; Salmoniformes; Salmonidae. The transcript is spliced from 8 exons. The coding region runs from base 171 to 1253 and encodes 360 amino acids.